This is a messenger RNA of Mauremys reevesii (Reeves's turtle), 300 nucleotides long. Its product is annotated as zinc finger protein 620-like. Gene Ontology annotation, biological process: regulation of DNA-templated transcription. The coding region runs from base 1 to 300 and encodes 99 amino acids. The record is from RefSeq and is a predicted model, not a curated record. The transcript is spliced from 5 exons. NCBI's taxonomy places the organism in Eukaryota, Metazoa, Chordata, Testudines, Geoemydidae.
AUGGAACUGGAAGUUCCUGCCGUUUUCAAGAGCAGAAAAAAGCAAACUGGGGGCGGGAGAACAAAGCUGCUGCUGCCGCCUCCGUGUGAGCCGGGGCCGGUGACCUUCGAGGAGGUGGCUGUGUAUUUCACCAGUGAAGUGGGGGCUCUUCUGGACCCCACUCGGAGAGCCCUCUACUGGGAUGUCAUGCAGGAGAACUAUGAGAAUGUGACCUCGCUGGGGUUUCCAGUUUCCCAACCUGAUGUGAUCUCCCAGCUGGAACAAGGGGAAGGGUGGCUGACGAAUAUGAUCAAAUCCUAA